AUGCUCAACGCCACUGUGGCCCGGGUGCUCAUCGACUCUAAGAAGAAGGCGGCGUACGGAGUAGAGGUAUACACGAACGGACGGGCAAUGACGAUCGGUGCACGGCAAGAAGUAAUCCCGUCAGGCGGCGCGGUCGCCUCGCCCCAGUUGCUGCUGCUGUCGGGCGUCGAGCCCAAAGAUGACCUGCGUGCCGUUGGUGUGCCGGUCGUGCACGAUCUGCCAGGAGUCGGCCGGAACCUCCACAAUCACGUGGCGUUCUUUGUCAACUUCCGCAUUAACGACACGUCAACGACGCCACUGAACUGGGCCACGGCCAUGGAGUACCUGCUGUUCCGGGACGGGCUCAUGUCCGGCACUGGCAUAUCCGAGGUGAACGUCCAAGUACGUCAACCCCGCCGACGACAACCCCGACCUGCAGUUCUUCUUUGGUGGUGUUACUGGCCGACUACGCCAAGACCAGCCAGGUGGGUGAAAAGUCGGGCAGUGGCGUGGGCGACGGCCGGCGAACCAUCAACAUGA
Messenger RNA from Macrosiphum euphorbiae (potato aphid), 519 nucleotides. Lineage: Eukaryota; Metazoa; Arthropoda; Insecta; Hemiptera; Aphididae. The record is from the annotation of a GenBank genome assembly.